Messenger RNA from Neofelis nebulosa (Clouded leopard), 573 nucleotides. RefSeq lists its product as uncharacterized. The transcript has a single exon. Lineage: Eukaryota; Metazoa; Chordata; Mammalia; Carnivora; Felidae. The record is from RefSeq and is a predicted model, not a curated record. The coding region runs from base 1 to 573 and encodes 190 amino acids.
AUGGCGGCGUCCGGCUCCCCGGGGCCAACCCGAGUCCCUGCCCGGAGGAAACCCCGGAGACCGGCACCGCCGCCGCCGGCCGGCCGCCUGCCUGCGGUGGGAGAUGAAGAAAUGAAGUUACCUCCGGACGGUCCCGUCGGCGGAGGCUGUGGCGGGGCGCAGAGCGGGGAGUCGGGGCAGCCGAGCAGGUCCCGGCGCGGCGGCGGCGGCUACCGCAGUGCCCUCCGCCCCAUUGUUUCCCUUCCAAGAGGCUCCCGGCGAAGCCGAGCCCGGGAACCAGGAAGUUCCCCGGCGCGACACCUCCUGCCGCCGCUAUGGAAACGGCCCCCGCCUCCCAGGGCGGCUCGCCCGGGACCCCGCCUCCGCGCCGCCGGCCCCGCCCGCCUCACGGGCCGCCGCCAACCGUCGCCGCUGCGGCCGCGGCCGCCGCCAUCUUGGCGCGGCCGGGCGGCCCUUUCCCGGCGGCACGUGCGCGCCGCUCCCGCGUUCCCGCCGGCCGCGGGGGCGCGCUUCCAGGGCUGCGGGGUGCGGACGCAGCUCCCCGGGAUCCCGGGCUGGAAGCGGCGCCUCUGA